AUGGCUUCUCAGCCUAUCCCACGAGUCCGGCGCACGUCGCAAAACACACAAUACACUUCGCUUACAUGGACUAGCUACAACCUCUCGAGGUGGAUCCACGAUGUCAAGACGUACCCCGUUCAGUCUCCCCAGGGAGCUACGAUCCUCCUGUACGCUCACGACAAUGGUGUGACGAUAGUCUGGAGAGGCGGAAGGCGCUUCAAGCGGACAAAUAAGAAGCUUUCAACACCAGCGAACGAGAAACAAAACGGCGCGUCUGACGAUUCCGUCAUGAUCAUUGACUCCGAUGAUGACGAACCACCAGCCAAGGCAGGCAAGGCUUCGGCGCCAUUUACGGAUAAACCCGAGUUCGAGGAUUCCGAGGAGGAUGGCCCAUACCCUGAAAUCAUCCAGACCCUUGAUCUUUCUCUCGGCACUACGGUUCUUCACCUGGCCGUGCUGCCCAUGACCCCUUGCCCCGCCGAAGAUGCUGCGUGGGGAGGAGCCGAUGUCCUCAAGGAGAAAAUCGUCUUCACGGUGGCCUGCGCCACCAACGAGGUAUACGUCGUGACGCUCCCAUUGACGCCUCCGAGCCCAGAAAGCAAGGCCCGCCCUGAAUUGAGGUCGAAUUUGCUGGCCGGCAAGGCCGGUUCUGGCCAGUGGGGGGAGCGUGUUGUUCUCCUUGGCGGCCAAUACAAGCACAGCGAAGGUGUUGCCAUGUCAUUAAUCAAACCCAAGACAUCAACCAGCUCCGACCGGAUACGGGAACAAACCGGUGCUUUGAGCACACAGAAACCUCGCCUUGUUGUGGCCGCACAUACUCGCGAGGCAUCAGGAACACUUCGUCUUUGGGAUGUCCCUCUGGAUGUUCAGCCAGGCGAGGCCAGUGGCCGAAUCAACCCCUUCCAGUCCGAGUACUUGCCCAGCCCCUUGUCCAGCAUUUCUUUCAACCCGACACAUCUUACUCAGCUCCUCACGGUAGCCUCACCGCACGCUGUACGCAUCUACGACUACGCACUGCCCUCGUUGCCUCCCGACGACCAGGCCAUCGGGCCGUUCCCCAGCCAGGGAUCGUGGCUGCUCUCCAUGUUCCAGCCGUUUACUCGCCCUACUUCGACGCGGAAGCCGAUUCUCGAUGCGGCCUGGAUUGCGCAUGGUAGAGCCGUGCUUGCCUUGCUUGCAGAUGGCACCUGGGGUAUUUGGGAUGUGGACGGUGCCAGCCCUCUCGGCGCCUCAAUCCUGGGGAAGAAUAGUUCGGGCAUUAAGGGUGCGGCGCUCACGACCUUUAGUGCCAGUGGUCAUGUCGAAGGCACAGGCCCGUUGCGCACAACAGCUGGCGUACCGAGGUCAAACGGCAAUGGCGAGUUUGUUCCCUUGACGCCGCAUAGCCGUCGUGAUGCUGCGGCAUCGUUGAGCGCAGCUGGCUCCCUGGAACGGCUCGUGUCGGUCAGGGGCGGGAUCACAGUGACGCCCUUGCCCGGCAGUGGGUCUGGCUCUGCUGACGAGAGUGUUGUGCUUUGGAUUGGCGGAUUGGAUAAUGUCUCCGUCAUUCCAGCAGUGUCUCGGUUUUGGGACGCUCAACUGCGCCGCGGCUCGGGUGGUGGCGUGAAUCUCUUCAGCGGCACUACCCCGACCAGAAUGAUCCGCCUGCACGAUCUUUCCACAGGUCUUCUCGGAGAGCGUUGCUGUGGUGUUGGCGCUGCGGUCAACUUUGCGAAGCUGAAGGAGAACGACGGAGGCCUGCAGAUUGAGGUGCUUAUCAUGGGAGAGAGCCGCUUGGUGAUCGUUCAUGAGUCCGAGGACACGCCUGGCACCAAGAUCGGAUCUGUUGUUUCGACACGACGACGCUUGUUCGGCGAUAAGGGCAAGGCAGAACCGCCCAGCGCUAUCAUCGUCCACCCUCGACCUGAUCAACCCCGAAAUGUCUCAUUCAAUCUCAGCGUCAACAAAACGAGAAGCUUGCGUGCAAAAUCAAGUGGUCGUGAUAGCUUCGAUGCUGAGGAUCCCACGCACGACUUCACACUUCCCAUUGGACGGCCCAAGUCAGGUUUUGGGUUCGCCGACACGCUCAGUGCAGCAGCAGACUUGCAGGAUGAUGUCACAACUCGUGAUGUCGAGGUGGAGAUGCUGGAUAUCCUUGAGAUUGACAGGGCUUUGGAGGAUAUGGAAGACGACCGGGGUAGUGGACGGAAGAAAGUCUUCUUUGAGGAGGACCAAGACCGGUCGUUCCACUAA
Molecule: messenger RNA, 2214 nt
Organism: Colletotrichum spaethianum
Lineage: Eukaryota; Fungi; Ascomycota; Sordariomycetes; Glomerellales; Glomerellaceae
Product: nucleoporin NUP37
Exons: 2
Coding region: 1-2214 (737 amino acids)
Molecular function (GO): protein binding
Source: RefSeq, a predicted model, not a curated record